GAUCGAUGGUAUGUGAGCUGAAGAAAUGACCAAAAAGUUGCCGUGAAUGUGUGCAGUUUUGGAGGCAUGUCGAGUCAAUUUAGGCGUCAUUUUGCUUUGGAGUACCACAAGAAUUUUGCAAAGAAAAGCGGAUACAUUUUGGUUGUAGAGCACAGCAGGUUGGUGAGGGUAGAAAGACUGUGAAGAAAAAAAUUAUUGUAUUUGACGUAAUGUGCAAAAGAGCAACACACUUACACCGUAACCGAAAAAAGGCGUCAAUGGUGCAUUAAAUGACUGCCUUUACUAUAAAUACUUUGCUGGAUUUGCUGGAAUGGCACAGUAUCGUGAUCAAAUUGUAGAGUUAAACACCUCUUUUGUAGUGCUACCGUAGUAACUUAUUCUUAGUUUACCAUUCCUGUGAAAAUAAAGAUGGUCCUGAUGCAUGUUAUUGCUGUUGUCUGUGCUUUGGUGGCAUCCUGUGGAGCCUACGUGGCGCAGGAUCAUCAUCCUGUUGGGUAUUCCUAUGCCAAAUUCAGUGGCCCCGUGAGUGGACCUGAGCAUGAGGUGCACGUUAAAGAUGAUCACAGUCAUGGUGUCAAAGUGGACUACAUCGCCAAGCCAGACUAUCACUUUGCCUACGGUGUUGAGGAUCCCAAGAGCCACGUGUCCCAAAGCAGGAAAGAGACGAGACACGGAGAUGCCGUCCACGGAGAGUACAGCGUGAUCGACCCCGAUGGUACGCAGAGACUCGUCAAGUACACAGCCGACAAGCACAACGGUUUCCAGGCACAAAUCUUCACAAAUGGUAAACUCGAGGUUCAUGGAGACGGUGGCCAUCAUCAGGGAGGUGGCCCCUCAGGGCACCACGAACAGUUCACGCAUCACAGCGGUGAAAGCAGUGAGGAGGAUGAUGAGUACUAAAAAGGAUCACCCCGACUCAGGCGCUCAUUCCAGUCAUGCUAUAUAUUUUCCUUCAAAAAUCAUGUGAUAGAGACACAGAAGCUUCAUCUGCCCACAUCCAUUUCAACAUCACUCCCUUUUUACAAAAGAAAAAAAGUUGUGAUAUAAAUAGCAGGUUAGAUGUUAGAGUAUUAAGUGUUCUCGUGACUUUCGCGUCAACGAA
Lutzomyia longipalpis is the source of this 1102-nucleotide messenger RNA. RefSeq names its product cuticle protein 8. Gene Ontology annotation, cellular component: extracellular matrix. Bases 409 to 900 code for a protein of 163 amino acids. The transcript has 3 exons. The record is from RefSeq and is a predicted model, not a curated record. Lineage: Eukaryota; Metazoa; Arthropoda; Insecta; Diptera; Psychodidae.